Molecule: messenger RNA, 3180 nt
Organism: Photinus pyralis (common eastern firefly)
Lineage: Eukaryota; Metazoa; Arthropoda; Insecta; Coleoptera; Lampyridae
Product: ionotropic receptor 25a-like
Exons: 10
Coding region: 170-2797 (875 amino acids)
Biological process (GO): modulation of chemical synaptic transmission; monoatomic ion transport; synaptic transmission, glutamatergic
Cellular component (GO): plasma membrane; postsynaptic membrane
Molecular function (GO): glutamate-gated receptor activity; transmitter-gated monoatomic ion channel activity involved in regulation of postsynaptic membrane potential
Source: RefSeq, a predicted model, not a curated record
AAUUUACACACUGUCUUUAGUACUUAUUUUAUUAAGUUUUUCAUUGAAAUGUGUUCAAGGUCAAGUUCAUACUAUCAAUGUCUUACAUGUCUAUGACGACGACAACCUAGUGGCUGAAAGUUCAGUAAACGUCGCUGCAUCAUACGUCAACAAAAAGGGAGAUCUAAAAAUGAAGGUUAAUGUCCAAACUGCUACUGCGUAUCCAAAUAGUGCAAAUGCAACACAACAAUCUCUCUGCAAAACCUACGGUCAGAUGUUGGCCAACAAAACGGAACCCCAUCUACUUUUAGACACCACAAGAUCUGGAAUGGGUUCAGAAAUGGUAAAGAGCUUUGCAGCCGCCUUAGAACUCCCUACAAUCAGUGCGUCAUUUGGCCAAGAAGGCGAUAUAAGAUCGUGGAGACGCCAUUCUGCAGCCCAACACAACUAUUUUGUGCAAGUCAUGCCUCCUGGAGACUUAAUACCGGAAUUAAUUAGAACAAUUGUACUACAGCAAAACAUUUCUAAUGCAGCUAUUCUCUUCGAUAACACUUUCGUAAUGGACCACAAGUACAAAUCUCUGCUACAAAACAUUGCAACGCGCCACGUUAUGGCCUUUGUAAACACAACUAGUACAGCACAUCAGUUAGUAACAUUACGGGACUUGGAUAUAAUGAAUUUUUUUAUUCUCGGCAGUCUAGAUACUGUUGCAUUAGUACUGAAUACGGCAGAUGAUCUCGAUUAUUUCUCAAGAAAAUUUGCAUGGCAUAUUUUUACACACGAGAGUGGAGAAAUAAAGUGCAAAUGUCGGAACGGUACAAUCGUUCACAUAAGACCCUUGCACGUCGAGCCCUAUCGAACUAGGUUCAAUACUCUGGAGACUACUCACAAUUUGAAUGGUAAACCACAAAUAUUGGCAGCAUUUUAUUUUGAUUUGGGACUCCGUUCCUUUAUGGCCGUAAAAGAUCUACUCAGUUCCAAUCAUUGGCCAAAAAAUAUGUCGUACGUUACAUGUGACGAAUACGAUGAAAAGAAGAAAUAUCCAACUCGAGACCCGCUACUACUCAGAAAAAGCCUAAGUCAGGUUUUGGGAGAAGAACUUGCAUAUGGUCCAUUCCGUGUAAUCCCUAAUGGUGGUAAUGGAAAAAAUUUUAUGCAAUUUGAUAUGGAACUCAGAGCCAUUACAUUCAAAAACGGAUCGGCUCGCGAACCUGUAUAUAUCGGAAAAUGGAAGGCGAGUCUGGAACAACAGUCUAACGUCGACUUUGCGGAUUCUGAAAAUUUAGUGAAAUACCGUGCUGAUGUUAUAUAUAGAGUGUUCACAAUUGUACAACCGCCAUUCGUAUACAUAAAUGACUCGUUUGCAAGAGGGUAUACUGGAUACUGUAUCAAUUUAAUGGAUGAAAUUGCCAAAUUUUUACAAUUCGACUACGAAAUACAUAUUCAAAAAGAAGGAGGAUUUGGACAAAUGGAUGAUCAUGGUAAUUGGGAUGGUAUUGUGCACGAACUAUUAGAGAAAAGGGCAGACAUUGCGUUGGGAUCAAUGGCGGUUAUGGCCGAACGCGAAAGUGUUAUAGAUUUUACCGUUCCGUAUUACGAUUUGGUUGGAAUUACAAUUUUAAUGAAAGUACCAAAGCAGUCGACGUCGCUCUUCAAAUUUUUAACGGUACUGGAGCAUGAAGUAUGGAUUUGUAUUCUUUGCGCUUAUUUUUUAACCAGUUUGAUGUUGUGGAUAUUUGACCGAUUCAGCCCGUAUAGUUUCCAAAACAAUCGUGAGAAAUACAGGGACCAUGAAGAAAAAAGAGAGUUCCAUGUCAAAGAGUGCCUGUGGUUUUGUAUGACAUCAUUAACACCUCAAGGAGGCGGCGAGUCUCCCAAAAAUUUAUCUGGUCGCUUAGUUGCGGCGACGUGGUGGUUAUUUGGAUUUAUCAUAAUCGCCUCCUACACCGCUAACUUGGCUGCUUUUCUCACUGUUUCUCGACUAGACAUACCCGUCGAUUCUCUGGACGAUUUGUCCAAACAGUACAAAAUACAGUAUUCGCCCCUUAAUAAUUCGGAGCAGGCAACUUACUUCAAACGUAUGGCCAAUAUUGAAAAAAGAUUUUAUGAGAUAUGGAAAGAUAUGAGUUUAAACGACUCCAUGUCUGAUGCCGAACGGUCAAAAUUAUCGGUAUGGGAGUAUCCUAUUAGUGACCGGUAUACCAAAAUGUGGCAGACAAUGCAAGAUUCUCGUUUGCUUAAAACAUUGGACGAAGCUGUUGCAAAAGUAAGGACAUCUAGAACGCAAAAUGAGGGUUACGCGUACAUUGGUGAUGCCAGUGACAUCAAAUACUUGGAAAUGACUGCAUGCGAUUUACAAAAGGUGGGAGAUGAAUUUUCAAAGAAACCCUACGCUCUAGCUGUUCAACAAGGCUCGCCUCUAAAGGAUCAAUUAAACUCAGCGAUCUUAAAUUUGCUAAAUAUGAGGCAAUUGGAGAGGUAUAAGGAAUACUGGUGGCAUGAAAAUCCUUUCAAAGUAAAAUGUGAUAAGCAAGAGGAUCAAUCUGAUGGUAUUAGUAUUCAAAAUAUCGGCGGUGUUUUCAUUGUUAUCUUCGUGGGAAUAUGCUUGGCUUGCGGUACACUCGCCUUUGAGUAUUGGUAUUACAAACAUCGUAAAGUAGGAAACGUUAUCGACACCACAGUUGGAAGCAAAGAUGUCUAUGACAUGAACGGGGAAAAUGUUAACAAAGGGAUCGUAAAGAUGCCAGAAAAAGAAACAAAUGAUGUGGACGAUCAACGCUUCAAAACACUGUCCGUGUACCCAAGGGCAAGGUUUUAGACAUCUCAAAGAUAAGCUGCUAAUUGUUGUUUGUUAAACAAUUUAUAUUGCAACUAAACUUGAUACACAUGUCUGUUGGUGAGUUACGCUGCAUGUCUGACUUGUGCUGCACAUGUCCAAUUUUUGUAAUAGCCCGACAAUUUGUAACUGCGGGUCUACAACAAUUUGAUAAAGGUCCAUAAAAAAUAAAAAGUAUACCUAUAUCGUUCAGUAGCAGCAAAAUAAUAAAAUGUACAAUGCCUUGUUAAAUUUUUGCACUAGUUUUUUACAAGUUGUUCACUAUUUGUUACUAUAUAUUAAACUGUUACACGUAUGUAAGUACGUAAUCUCACCUUUAGUCUGGGUGGGUAUGAAUUGUCAAAACUAAGGUUACCUUUAUUGUA